AUGUCCAUACAAGUUAGUGAACGCAACGCAAAAUCGCCGCAGUCACUAAUGGCCACCGCAAGUGGUAAUAGUCUUGCCGUGGUCCAGAGCAAUGGUGUGGACGCCAGCAAGCAGCAAAUCGCUACAAUUGUCACGGCAAAGACGCCAUUCUCCAUUGAACAUAUUUUGUGCCAAAAUUUGAACAACAACAACAACAGUAAUACUAGUGGCAAUAGCACCAACAGCAAUAAUAAUAGUAAUAAUAAUAAUAGUAAUAAUGUUGGCGUCAAAGUGAAAGCCGCCAUCGGAAAAUUUGCCAAAAAUAAUUGUGAUAAUGAAAAGUUGAAAUGUGCAUCGCAACAGCAGCAGCCGUCGCAGCAACAACAACAGCAGCAUCCAAAGCAUUCGCCCUUAAGCCCAUUAGAUGAGCAUGAGGAGUAUAUGCGGCUUGUGGCACAGCAGCGCUUCAAGCCAACCGAACGUCCUAAUUUCUCUUCCGCUUUAACCGCACCCUCUUCGAUCUCAUCAUCUUCGUCCGCUUCACUGCCAUCGCCAACGCUCCUGCAUGCAGCAGCCACACACGCACAUGCAAGCAAUAACAACAACGGAGCAACACUGGUUUCGACACAUCAAAUCACUUCACCCACAACAGCCAGCAGCUAUUUGACACAAUCCGCACAACAAGUGACAGUACCACCGCCACCACUACCACCACCUGCACCACAACAUCCGCAUCCAGCGUCGGUGUUGUAUCCAAGUGCGGCAUACAGUGACCAUGGCUUCUUACAAAUGACGCUGGGCUACUUGUCGCCCUCCUCGGGUGCCUACAAAUCAGUGGACCCUUAUUUUCUGUCGCAGGCAAGCCUCUUUGGUGGUGGGCACCUUUUUGGUGGCGCCGGCUGUGUGCCCGAAUUGGCUUUGGGCUUGGGUAUGGGUGUGAAUGCAUUGCGGCAUUGCCGACGGCGUAAAGCGCGUACUGUCUUUAGCGAUCCACAACUGUCGGGGCUGGAGAAACGUUUCGAGGCACAAAGGUAUCUAUCCACACCAGAACGUGUCGAGCUGGCUACCGCAUUGGGUUUAAGUGAGACACAGGUGAAGACGUGGUUUCAGAAUCGGCGAAUGAAGCAUAAGAAACAGAUGAGACGACGGGACCACACAAAUGAACCAGUUGACUUUUCACGUUCAGAUGGCAGCGCGAGUGGCAGCAGCAGUAGUCACAGUGCAAAAAGCUGCAAUAAUACUUCGAUAUCAUCUCACGCCAAUAAUACCACCAGCACCAGCGGCAACAACAACAACAAUCAGAAUAGCAAUACGAAUAGAAGUAAUAAUGGAGGGGAAAAUACAAAUGGCAGUGAAAAAAGUUUCGCUGCGCAGGCUUAUGCGCGCGAACAACAACAGCAACAGCAGCACGCCACUCAUCAACAACAUACACUUCCCCUCCCCCAUCCGCACGCACAUCAAACACAUUUACAAUUACGUGGCAGUAACAGCGGGAGCAAUGGCGACCAUCAUCCUUCAUUGAUGCAUGGAAAUCUGGCUGUAGCGCCCCAUCAACAGCAUUUGCAAAUGUUGCGCAACAUUUCGGGUGGCAAUUUGGAUAAUGCCGUGGGCUUUCUGCAACAUGACUACUCCACGGACGAUUACUCGGAUGUUGAUGACGAUGAGGAGGAUGACGAUGAGAGCAGUGAUGUUGAUAUUGUGGGCGAUACGAAACUCUAUCACUUGACAUAGUGCAUAAAAAGCUAUCAUGUGGAUGAUCAUCUGAAAUAAUCGUUUUUGCGAAAGAUAUGUGCUUCUGCACAACAAUAUGUACUUCUAAGGGUACAUAUAUAAUAGUAUAAUGUAUUUUAAAUAGGGAGAUUAUAAA
Molecule: messenger RNA, 1846 nt
Organism: Anastrepha obliqua
Lineage: Eukaryota; Metazoa; Arthropoda; Insecta; Diptera; Tephritidae
Product: brain-specific homeobox protein
Exons: 4
Coding region: 1-1710 (569 amino acids)
Biological process (GO): regulation of DNA-templated transcription
Molecular function (GO): DNA-binding transcription factor activity, RNA polymerase II-specific; DNA binding
Source: RefSeq, a predicted model, not a curated record